CAGCUUCUGCUCCACGCAAAUAUAUGCUUCUCUUUCUCUUUUUUGUUCUUCCUGAGUUUGGAGUUUUUUUUUUGUUUGUUUUUGAAGUUGAAUCAUGUUUUAUUCACAUCAGCUUUUAGCUCGAAAAGCUCCGUUGGGUCAGAUAUGGAUGGCCGCUACGUUGCACGCGAAGAUCAAUCGGAAGAAACUGGAUAAGCUCGAUAUCAUUCAAAUCUGCGAAGAGAUUUUGAAUCCGUCGGUUCCGAUGGCUCUUAGACUCUCCAGUAUUCUUAUGGGUGGAGUUGUGAUCGUUUAUGAGAGGAAAGUGAAGCUCCUAUUCGAUGAUGUUAAUCGCCUUGUGGUUGAAAUUAAUGGAGCUUGGCGCACAAAAGCUGUUCCGGAUCCCACUUUACUACCUAAAGGAAGAACCCAUGCUAGGAAAGAAGCUGUCACAUUGCCUGAGAAC
Molecule: messenger RNA, 445 nt
Organism: Camelina sativa (false flax)
Lineage: Eukaryota; Viridiplantae; Streptophyta; Magnoliopsida; Brassicales; Brassicaceae
Source: RefSeq, a predicted model, not a curated record